Marmota flaviventris (yellow-bellied marmot) is the source of this 3411-nucleotide messenger RNA. It is a transcript of the gene Plekho2, whose product is annotated as pleckstrin homology domain containing O2. NCBI's taxonomy places the organism in Eukaryota, Metazoa, Chordata, Mammalia, Rodentia, Sciuridae. The record is from RefSeq and is a predicted model, not a curated record. Gene Ontology annotation, biological process: macrophage apoptotic process.
AGAAUGUAGAAAGCCGCCGCCCGGCCCCGGGUAGAUGGAGCUGGCGGAGCCCGCGAGGAGCGGGGAGUGAGCGGCGGAGUGGCCGGACCCCAGCGGACUCGCCAUGGAGGAGGAGGGUUUGAAGGAGGGAAGUGAGAAGCCUCGGGGAGCUCGGACAGCAGACAAGGCUGGCUGGAUCAAGAAGAGCAGUGGGGGCCUCCUGGGGCUCUGGAAAGACCGCUACCUGCUCCUCUGCCAAGCCCAGCUGUUGGUCUACGAGAACGAGGAUGAACAGAAGUGUGUGGAGACAGUAGAGCUGGGUAGCUAUGAGAAGUGCCAGGACCUCCGUGCUCUCCUCAAACGGAAACACCGGUUUAUCCUGCUAAGAUCCCCAGGGAACAAGGUCAGUGACAUCAAAUUCCAGGCACCCAGUGGGGAAGAGAAAGAAUCCUGGAUCAAAGCCCUCAAUGAAGGGAUCAGCCGAGGCAAGAACAAGGCUUUUGAUGAGGUAAAGGUGGACAAGACCUGUGUCCUGGAGCAUGUGACACGGGACCGGGUGCGGGGGGGCCAACGGCGUCGGCCACCAACAAGAAUCCACCUGAAGGAGGUAGCCAACGCAGCUUCUGACGGUUUUUUGCGCCUGGACCUCGAUGUUCCGGACAGUGGGCCACCAGUGUUUGUCCCCAGCAAUGAUGUCAGUGCGGUCCAGCCCCGGGAGACACCUCAGCCCCUUAUGCCUCCUACCAAGCCUUCCCCAGCACUUGAGAAGACCAGCCUUAGUGAUAAGGUGGAGCCCCCUUCUGGAGACAGAGCCCCAACCCCAGUCUCAGCCAGCUCUGAAGCCCAAUCUGAGAGCCAGGAGGACUCGGAGAUCCUGCUGGGGGAGGACAGUGGCUCUAAGGAGCCCCCCAACAGCAUCUUGCCUGACAAACUGAAGGUGAGCUGGGAGAGCCCCAGCCUCAGGGAUCUCCCUGUUCUGGAGAGUGCUGAACUCUCCAAGGUACCUUGUUCUGAGACUGCAGAGGCUUCCCCUAGGGGUGGGAAGCCCCCUACACCCCCACCCAAGAUCUUAUCGGAGAAAAUGAAAGCCUGUUUGAGUGGGAUGGAGACUUCUGAGCCAGCCCAGAGUUCUGGGACCGCUGGGUCCUCUGCCCCAGGCUCAGCACAGUUCUCAGUGAAUGGUGUGGAUGAUGGUCCUGAGCCUAAGCCAUCCCAAGGUGCAGGCGCUCCAGGAACUGCCCGAGAGGAUGCAACGACAUCCACAGCACUGCCCCCCUGGGACUUGCCACCUCAAUUCCAUCCCCGCUGCUCCUCCCUUGGAGACCUGCUUGGAGAAGGCUCCAGGCAUCCACGGCUGCCCAGGGAACAGCUGUAUCGGGCCCAACUGGAGGUGAAGAUAGCCUCAGAACAGACAGAGAAACUAUUGAACAAGGUGCUGGGCAGCGAGCCACCCCCUGUGAGUGCUGAGACAUUGCUCAGCCAGGCUGUGGAGCAGCUGAGGCAGGCCACUCAGGUCCUGCAGGAAAUGAAAGAUUUGGGAGACCUAAGUCAGGAAGCCCCUGGGCUAAAGGAGAAGCGGAAGGAACUGGUGACCCUCUAUAGGAGAAGUGCACCGUAGGCCUGCUGGGCCAGAGGCGCAGGUCCUCUUGGCUGCGCCCAUCAAAGCCCAGCCUUGUUGAGAAAUGAGGUCCAUUGGGUAUGUCAGGGUUUGGUUAGGACCUGAAGAAACUCCUGGUGUCCUUCCCACUCUGCCCUGGCCAGUGGUGCCAGGUGCCAACCAGCACCACUGUCUGUCUCUCUGGCUUGGCCUCACCUGGGACUCUGUGCUAGGAGCUCACACUCAGGUCCUAUGUGCUGAGUGAUUGUUCCAAACUUCCCCAGGGCUUUGGCACAGUUCUUGGGGUUUCUAGGGGUGGCAUCAUCUCUGCUCCCCACCCCCAGUAGUUUACAUUCCUGACUUCUGAAUAGAACACAGCUGAGCCCCACUGUAGUCCCUCCUCUCAUCUCUAGAUGUUCCCAGACAGCCUCCAAGUCAGCCUCCUUCACACUUAUUCUGAAUGGCUUCAGAGGCCUUGGGUGUAGGCUAUAGGAUCAUCCCUCAGCUGGGUGAAACCUGGGACUCAGCUAGGGCCUCCUGAGGCAGAUGCUUCUGUCUCGUGAGGAAGGCAUUUGCUGUGUGGCCCCUCUCUGGGCCUGUUAAUUUUUCUGCAAAGCAAGGGCAUUUUCUGCAGCCUCCUUCUCUUUGAUGAGCUGCAAUUGGAGGCACAAGUCUAGAGCAUUUCAGGAAAGAAGAGGAACCAGAGGGUCUCCUAACUUGUUUUUUACUUCUGGACUAGCUGUGUCUAGCCUUGCACACUCCCGAAGAGGUGAACCCCUGAGUGGCCCAGUGUCAACAUUAAAAAAAACCUGUAUGUGAUUAUCAUAAAUCAGCCCUCAGAAUUCCCCUCCAACUUUUGUGCCUCCCCAGAUGGGACUUAUCUGGGUCUCUGUGGUUCCUCCUCAAAUCAAACAGGCCCAGUGUCUCCAUCAUCUCCUCAUACACUGAUGGGGCCUGCUGGAGUCUGACAUCCCUUCCCUCCCUCCUCUAGCCCUCUUCAGCUCAGACCCCUGGUGGGUCACCCCUCCUAACUUUGUAGUGGAAGGAGGAUUUUCUCCUGUCUCCCUUCCUGGCCCAUUCCUGGUCCCCUCCCAAGUCCCCUCCCAAAUUGUGCCUGGAUCUGGGAGCACAUCCAGUUUCAUCCUGCUGCAGCAACUAGACUGAGGGUGGAGCUUAGGGGUGGGGAUGGGGGCAACUUCUCUAGGACCUGCCCAGGAGGUUUCUCCAUGUGCACUUUUGUUUACAGAAGAGAAGAGAGGGCGACAGCAGCAUGCCCUGGCCUUUCUGCCUACUGCUCCACCCAUCUUUAGCCACCAGCCAUGCCCACUGAGACCUGCCAGUGCAGGUUGAUGUCUUCAUUACUGUACUGUCACUUUGUUCUUGAGGGCAGUGGGCAGAGAUCAGAAGAGGCAGGUCUCCUCUUUGGUCUGUACCCCGAUGGUGCAGAGGUGAGCAGCAAUGCCAUGGUUCAUGAGCCCUCAUCAUCCUUCACAAACCACAGUCCUUAGGCUCCUAUGCCACAGUAUGCCUUUCUUCCAUCUCUUCUGUAUAAGAGCAAGAAUGUUAUCAGGUGCCCAUCACAUGAUCCCCUGUCAUCUUCCCUCAGGGAACAGCCUCCCCCAUCAGCAGCCAGGACUGGCUGGACUUUAGCCAAGUCAUCUACUGCCAGGAAUUGGGCCUCAGUUUCUUCUUCUGUUGGCGUGGCAGGGCAAGUAGGUCUAUUCCCAUGCUUUGGCCACCUUUCUGCCUCUCCCUGGGGAGGAGGCAUUCUGUGUCCUCUGCUUAUGAAGCGCCUUUUUUGAAGUUUGGCAAUAAAUCCCUUUUUAUGAAACUUA